Merops nubicus (carmine bee-eater) is the source of this 761-nucleotide messenger RNA. RefSeq names its product collagen alpha-1(IX) chain-like. The annotation marks the transcript as partial. The transcript is spliced from 15 exons. Gene Ontology annotation, cellular component: basement membrane. Lineage: Eukaryota; Metazoa; Chordata; Aves; Coraciiformes; Meropidae. The record is from RefSeq and is a predicted model, not a curated record.
AUGCCCACUGACCUGUGCCACAGGGAGAGCGUGGAGAGAAGGGUGAUGAAGGCACCCCGGGUGAAGCAGGUCUCCCUGGCAAACCUGGAGACAGAGGCCCCCGGGGCAGCCCCGGAGCAGCAGGGAGCAAGGGUGACCGUGGGGAGCCGGGGCCUCCUGGACUACCAGGACGAACCGUUGACGUGGGGCUUGGAGGAGCUGGGGAGAAGGGGGGACCCUGGGGACCCUGGCGAGGAUGGCACGAAGGGUGCCCGGGGCGACGCUGGCUCCCCCGGUGUGCCCGGAGAGAGGGGCGCGGAGGGUCCCCGUGGUCCACCCGGUGCACGGGGUGAUCCCGGGGACCGAGGCCUGCCCGGAGAGAAGGGACACCGUGGCCCACCGGGGCUGGAUGGCCGCAACGGGCUGGAGGGCAAGCCUGGGCCCUCGGGCCCCAGCGGGCUGCGGGGUGACCCGGGGAAGCCGGGGGAUCCUGGCCGGGAUGGGCUGCCAGGGCUGCGUGGGGAGCAGGGACCGCCUGGCCCCGUGGGCCCCGUGGGACCUCCCGGCGUCCCUGGCAAACCUGGUGACGACGGCAAGCCUGGCCUCAGCGGCAAGAACGGAGACAAGGGUGAUGCAGGACCCCCCGGCAGAGAGGUGGGUACUUCACCACAGACUAGCAUGGUGCUGGGGGGUGCUGGGGGGACCCAGGGGACCCUGGACUGCAAGGGGAACCGGGGCGACCUGGCAGCCCUGGAGCUCGUGGAGACCCUGGGACUGCAGUG